Molecule: messenger RNA, 914 nt
Organism: Pogoniulus pusillus (Red-fronted tinkerbird)
Lineage: Eukaryota; Metazoa; Chordata; Aves; Piciformes; Lybiidae
Exons: 4
Coding region: 253-909 (218 amino acids)
Source: RefSeq, a predicted model, not a curated record
ACUCUUAUUUCAGUUAUUUUGUGCCAUUUGAAGAUGUAAGGCUCAGAAGCUCUCCUCCUUGCCUUCUCUGCUCUCUAAGCUGAAGUCUCAGGAGAAUGGUUGUAGUGAAAGGGGAGAAUGUAAUAAAGAGGAGGUUAAAAACCAAACUAAGGUAGAGCUGCCUGGAGUAGGAGUGUGUGACCUCUUUAAGUACGGUGCUAAAUUGUGCUACUUGAUAGCAUCAGCAGGAUUUGAAAGUUGCAUUGAGUAAAAAUGGCUUCGUUUCCCCCUCAAACAGUGCAACUAAUUCAGAGGAAGGAAGUCAUUGAAACGCAGUCAGUUAUGCAGCAGGCGAAGAGGAAAGACAGCAAAGCAGCUCUUAGCAGCCCUCAAAUGCAGUUGGAGUCUUUCAACCUCACACCACUGAGAAGAGAUCAAGAGCAAGGCCUGAGCAGCAGUGGAUGUUGCCUCCUGGCUGCGGGCAAGCAGGCCUGGAAAGAUACCUCAGUUAAACUGGAGGCCUGGGGCCUCAGUCUGGGAGCCCAGAAGGUAAAAGCAGGGGUGAUGUGCAGGGGCAGCAAAAGCCAGUGUGCUCCACAGCCCAAGCCAGGCGACUGCAAAGAGAAAGCGCCUUCUAAGGGCAAAGCAGGAGAGCAUUUCGCUCGGGUAGGAGCAGGACAUAGGCACAUGCGGAUGGCGAUGCUCGCCCCAGCGCUGCUGCUCAGGCUGAGUGUGGCAGCGCCUCCAGCUCCCCGCAGCCCCGCGGCCGCUCCGCCCGCCCCACAGCGCCGCCUGCCAGCCGCUGCCCGAACAGCAGCCUGCCUGCCUGCCUGCCUGCCUCCCGCUGCCCGCAAGCUGCGAGCUUUUACUGGAGGCGGCUUAAAACUUCACGGCCUCUGCUCUCCUCUCACUCGUUUGAACAAGAAGUGAGUGCA